Messenger RNA from Symbiodinium necroappetens, 1101 nucleotides. NCBI's taxonomy places the organism in Eukaryota, Dinophyceae, Suessiales, Symbiodiniaceae. The record is from the annotation of a GenBank genome assembly.
AUGUGUGUGUGCUUCGGACCUCGCUUGCAUCAGGGUGGCGUGAAGCUCUUCGUGGGGCGACUCCCGAGAGAGGUCAACAAGACCCAGCUUGAGGAGUGCUUCGGGGAGUUCGGGGAAGUCCUCGAAGUCUUCAUCAUCGCCUCCCAGGCCGCCAGCGGCGUUGGCUGUGCCUUCGUUCGGAUGGCCUCGAUCCCGGCGGCUGAGGAGGCCAUCGCGGAGCUCCACGAGCAGCGGGUGCUGAUCCCGGAGCAGGCAGACUUGGGGCCGAUGCAGGUCGCGUUCGCCAAGGGUGAGGCGAUCCGCCUCGGUCUUGACGAGAAGGAGGAGAUUUUGCCAAGCUUCAAAGAAGCACGACAAAAGGUGGUGGAGCACCAGGAGAAGAAGCACUUCUUCGAGAAGAUGCAAAAGCAGCAAGAGGAGCAGGCCAAGAUUGUGGAGUAUCAGCAUGCGUUGAUGAUGCAACACCAGGCCAUGCUGCAGCAGAUUCAGGAGAAGCCUCGGGAGGAUCUCGUCACCAUCGUAAAGGAUGGCCAAAGGAAUGGCGGUCAGCCUUUCAAGCAGAGGUGGUGGAGCUUCUGCGAUGCCGGAUGGUCGGGCUGCCGGGACUACGACCCCAACCACCACGGCAAGGAGGCCUUGGCCCACUUCGUCUCUGUAGCGAGCACCGAGUACGGUCACGAGCAGUGGUUCAAGUCGCGAUUCCCAAAGCUUCCAGCUCUGCCUGAGAAGCCGAAGGGAAUGCCGGAACCAGGAUCUCCGGGCAUGAUGCCGCCCGGAGCUCCGCCACCCGGACCUGGGCCCCCGCACGGGCCCCCGCACGGGCCACCGGGGCCACCCGGGCCACCCGGCGGCUUGGGUCCCCGCCCUCCCAUGGCCAUGGGGCCCGGAGGCCCAAUCCCUCCUGGGCCUCCGGGACUGCCGCCACAUCUGCCGCCGCAUCUGCCGCCGAUGCCCGGAAUGCCCGGAAUGCCGCCGGGAAUGCCCGGACCACCCUUCGGACCGCCUGGCGUGCCGCUCCUGCCAGGGAUGCCGCCGCCCUUCCCGCUGAUGCAUCCUCCCCCAGGCAGCGAGAUUCCUGCGGGGGAUGGGGGUGGUGGCCGC